AUGACGUUUGUACAAACAUACACGCUCCAGCCAGUUGUUGGUGGCCCAGAUCUGUUCUGUCAAAAGAAGAACUGCGGCUAUCUUUCUACCCCUGCCCACGGCAGCCUGACGUGCAGCGGCACCAGGUACCAGGACUCCUGCCGCCUGACGUGUGAGCCGGGCUACAAAGUUGCCAACGAGAGCGGCCAUCUUCUCCACAGUCUCUACAACUUCAGGUGCACGGCAAGUGGGCAAUGGAACAACAAGCCAAGUUGUGUCCCAUCUGACUUCUGCCGGCUCGGGCUGCACGACUGCCACCCUGAGCACGGGCUCUGCAGCCUGACGGGUCACCAGGCCUUCAGCUGCCGCUGCCGGGUCGGCACGGUCGGGGACGGGACGCACUGUGAAAGGACCUCCUGUCCGGAUUUUCCGUUCGCUGAACCGGAGAACGGCUUCUUCUCCUGUUCUAUCCCGACAUCCUCUGCUGCUGACACCUGCCAAUCAGCUGUCAGCACAAAGGCGGAGUACGAAGUUACCUGUGUGCUCCACUGUAACCAUGGUUACGACAGGCUGAUCUAUGCCGAGUACUCCUGUAGACACGACGGGAACUGGACUAUUCCUGUCGACAUUUACAGCGCAGGGAGCACGCCUUGUUUAGCUGUGAAAUGCCCGGACCUGUCUGCUCCCCAGCACGGCAGAAUGACGUGUGACAGCGGCUCCUAUUUCCGCUAUCCCGAGACCUGCAGCUUCGCCUGCGACGUCCAACCGGGCUACAAGCUGACGUCGACAACCAGCAGGGUGAGGCGCUGCCAGGCUGAUGCUACCUGGUCUGGUCACGACGCAGAGUGUAUCGGUAUGUGCAACAUCGCAAUCAUUCUAAAAAAGGACAAAACUUGA
Messenger RNA from Branchiostoma floridae (Florida lancelet), 876 nucleotides. Its product is annotated as P-selectin-like. The coding region runs from base 1 to 876 and encodes 291 amino acids. NCBI's taxonomy places the organism in Eukaryota, Metazoa, Chordata, Leptocardii, Amphioxiformes, Branchiostomatidae. The record is from RefSeq and is a predicted model, not a curated record. The transcript has 6 exons.